Leptidea sinapis is the source of this 4139-nucleotide messenger RNA. Its product is annotated as dolichyldiphosphatase 1-like. The record is from RefSeq and is a predicted model, not a curated record. NCBI's taxonomy places the organism in Eukaryota, Metazoa, Arthropoda, Insecta, Lepidoptera, Pieridae. Gene Ontology annotation, cellular component: endoplasmic reticulum membrane; intracellular membrane-bounded organelle. The transcript is spliced from 5 exons. Gene Ontology annotation, biological process: protein N-linked glycosylation; lipid biosynthetic process. Gene Ontology annotation, molecular function: dolichyldiphosphatase activity. Bases 216 to 935 code for a protein of 239 amino acids.
GACUGGAAUAGAAAUAGUGUAGUCUGUACUCUAGAAUUGUAGAUUGCCCACAGAACACUAUUACUCUAAAGAUUGCCUCACGACAGUCCAGCUCGUUAGAAUAAAAGUGUUCUGUGGUCCAGUGCCCAAAGCCGUCAGCGAGUGCCCAAUAAAUAUAAACUACUGUGUAAUAAUAAUAUUAAUCCUAUAAAUGUAAGAUAUAACAAAGAAAUACAAUGGAAUCAGCAGAUAAUCUAGGAAAAGAUGAUAUAGAAUGGCAGCCUUUGGCUCUUACGUUGGUUAUGUAUCCAAAAGGAGACUUAUUAGGAAAAAUGUUUGCACUAACAAGUUUAUUACCAUUUGGUGUUGGGGCUGGGUUUAUUGCUCUCAUAUUAUUUAGAAGAGAUUUACAUACGAUUGUGUUCUUCAUAGGUACAUUAAUUAAUGAGUUGAUUAAUAUAAUACUAAAGCACACUAUAUGUGAAAACAGGCCACUUGUAAGAAGUAAUCUCUAUAAUGAAUAUGGCAUGCCUUCUUCACAUUCCCAAUUCAUGUGGUUCUUUAGCCUUUAUGUUCUAUAUUUCUUUAUUUUCAGAUUGCAUCAUUUAAAUAACAACAAUAUCAUAUCCGCUUUAUGGCGUGUAAUAAUUGUGAGCAGUUGUUUUAUGAUGGCACUCAUUGUCAGCAUUGGCAGGGUGUACUUAGAGUACCACACACGGAGACAAGUGGUUGUUGGAGCUAUAGUUGGCAUUGUGACAGCCACUGUUUGGUUUAUUGUAGUUCACAAAAUACUUACCCCACUCUUUCCACAGGUUGUUACCUUGAAAAUCAGUGAAAUGCUAAUGAUAAGAGAUACAACGUUGAUACCGAAUGUUCUCUGGUUCGAGUACACGACGUCCCGCCAUGAAGCGCGCGCCCGCGGUCGCAAGAUGGCCGCUCACAAGCCGGCACAAUGACGGUACGCCUUCCCGUUCGUGCCGCGUUCCUCCGUGUGGCGCGUUGUGGUGUGUGCGUGACGCCUACUCACCGCCGCGGCACUCGCAGCGCUCGGCGGUAUGUUGCUCUCCAAAUCAGACUUUCAAAUGUACUAAGAGGUCCCGGAUUCGAAACCCGGCAUUUAUACGAUGAAUAUGGAUAAUAUGUUAUGUUUUUAAAGUGAUAACCCUCACUUCUAGGAUUAAUACACGACAAAAAUUUGCGGGAUUCGAACACAACCUGAGAGUUGAACAAAGCCAACAGAAUUUUAUAACGAGAUGGUACUCGAACGGUUAGCUCAGUUGUUUAGAGCACCGGCAUGGAACGCCGGAGGUCGUGGGUUCGAAUCCCGCAUCGUUUAUAAAAUUUUAUUGAUGAAUAUGGAUGUUUGUUUCCGAGUCAUUAAUGUUUAUAUGUAUUUAUGUAUGUUUAAGUAAGUGUAUUGUAUUAAAUAUAUUGUUGUCUUGCAACCCUUAACACAGGCUAUAUAUGCCUGAUUUGGGGCAAGAUAAAUUGUGUAAAAAGUGUGUCAAUAUUAUUAUUAUAAAAAAUGUUCUUCAGUUAUUAAAUCGUCUUAUCAAUGCUAUAUGAGUUUUGUAGAAUUUGGUUGAGAUGUUGUGCUAUUUGUGCUAGCCUGAUAACUUGAGACCCGCGGUGGUCCCUUGUACUCUUACGGCCGUUCCCAAUAUUCAGUUCAAGUAGGCCACAACCGGAGAUAAAAAUCGUAAGUAUCGUUGACUUUUCUCUCCCAAUAAACUCGACGGUAACUCUUCUUAUCCGAACACGCUGUCUGUCAAUGGGAGGACGUAUAGCUCACCAGCGAUAGAAGUUUGUAUGGAAAUUGCAAUUCACGCGUCCUAUAAUAUAAUGCGAUAAUAAUGACUAACCAGGUACUUAUAGUGGGACAGCUUGAGAUUAUUGACAGCUACAUAAUUACUAACAGUACAAUUUAUCUCUAUCUGUAGAUAGUAUAUUGAGAACGGCCGUUAGGGUGCGUCCUGAGUGGCGGCGCACCGCGCAGGCGGAAUGAACGGCGCAUUAAAAAAAUGUUUGAACUUAUCCGGAGUGUGAGCGGGCGCGCACAUUUAACGGCGCAUUCUAUUGGCGGAUCCGCUCGUCAAUAGCGUAUUUUGUACUCGCGAAUAGUGAAAUGAAAUGUCGCAAAUAAUGACUUUCCUGCUGAAGAUUAUGAACACUAUCUUACAUGCUAUGUCAUGAUGUUAUUUAUUUGAACUCAUAUAUUUUCAUUAUGUUCUAUGCCAUAAUUUUUCAGAAGGACUUAUUAAUUUUAUAAUAUAGUCUAACGUUUUGGUUACAAAUUUCAAUUUAAUACAAUAGUGUAACGUAUUCACCGCUUCAUUUUUCAGUAGUCUAUAUAAUGCUUACUUUUCUUUUCACAAAAAAAAAUAUAUAUCUUCGUUAAAGAAACUGCUUGUUCUAAAUAUUGUAAACGUUUAAGUUUAGAUAUGGACAUAUUAAAACCAAAGUAAAAUAAACAAAACACACGCGCACGCAUCUACUUUUCCGCUUGCACUAAGGACCUGUCCUUAUCGACUUGUAAAUCCGCUCUGUAAUCCGCCAUACGCGGUGCGCUGUGACUCAGGACGCACACUUAGCCGCAGUACAUGAUCACGCAGCGGAUUUGACAUGAGACUUUGUCCAAUAUUAAUAAUUAUUAUUAUUUAUGAUUCUGUGUAUGAGUAGAGGAAGUCCGGGCAAAACACAAUAUGUUAAGGAAAGUGUAAAUAUAACUGCACUUUUAAUUUGUACUUAAGUUAAAUAUGUCUGGAAAAUGAAGGAAAUUUAAAUAAUUAAUUUAUAAGAAAAUAAUUGCAAUUUAAAAUAAAUUACAAUUUUUCGCCAGAGAAAUCAUUAAAAAUAUAUUUUGCUAAUCGCUACAACAUAUGUGCACACACAUUGCAUUGUAUUUUUUGUACUCAUAUGGCGUUCCCGGUCACUCAUCUGUCUCUAUCGGUCUUUAUUCUACUUGCGCGGGCUUCCCUUAUCGAAUUAUUUCCUUGUUAUCUUAUUUAAAUCGCGAUUCUUAGUUGUGUAUAUUGGAUUGAAAUUUUUACACUAUUUUUAAAUAUUUUAUAUUUUUUGUGGCUAUCUUCCAUUAGUUAUUAUAUAAGAAGGUUUACUUAGUCCUUAGUAGUGUAAUAUUUUGUUAUAAAAUUGUAUAGAUAUUCAUGCAAAUAAGACACAUAUAUCGAAAUGUGUAUAAUAUAAGGAUAAAAAUAAAGUAAAACGGUUGUAUGUAUGUUGAACACAAUUUUAUGUUGGUGUUAGAUAUAAUAUUGUCCUAUCUUUAAAUAAUUAAUAUAAAUCAUGUAUGUUUCCAAUAUUUUUGUUAACUGCAAGCAAAUUGUAUUUGUAGAUUUUCAACAUCAUUAAGAUACAUUUUAUUAUAUUGUUGCAUCUUGUUAGAAAUCAAUGGUUGUCUUUUUUAUAUACCGAAUUUAUGUACUUAAAUACAUCUAUGUAACAAAAUUAUUGAUGUAGGCGUUACUUUGCGGAAAUCCAUAAUUAUACAAAUGAUUUGAGUUUUCUUUAGUGCUAAUUCCGCUAAUAUUUGUCUUUAAACAAUUCUACACGUGUUUGAAGUUGAAGUUGUAUGUAUUUUUAAUGCUGACUCAUAAUCAAACAAAUUAAAAAAAAAUUGACGUGACGUUAACAUUCAGGGGGAUGAAAAAUAGAUGUUGUCCGAUUCUCAGAGCUACCCAAUAUGCACUCAAAAUUUCAUGAGAAUCGGUCAAGCCGUUUCGAAGGAGUUUAACUACAAACACCGCGACAUGAGAAUUUUAUAUAUUAGAUAUAUAUACUGCAUGAAUCAGAAAGGGUAUAACAUCCCUUCAAUGGGUUUCCUUAUUUGGGUCAUAUGCAAUAGUAUGGUGAUGUUUAAGUUUUAAUAAAUAAAUUUUAAAAAAGAAAAAAAAUCCCCAUUGAAAUAAAAAAAAUAUUCAUCACCUUUUCUUAGACAAUCCUAACUUUUAAAGAGACCGCCAUUACGGACUUAAGGACUUAAACAUAAAUAAAGCGUAGGUACGUUCCAUUCUUUUUAUUUGUAUCUUGUGCAGCUUUUACACUCAUGGAAUUACACAAUAAAUACACAGAAAACACCACAUCAUGUCAUGUUGACGAUGUUUUAGGUACUUAGUAGGUACCCAGUUAUUUCAUCACUAGUA